AAUAGGAUCUAGGAUGCACCCUGUACACGUGCAGCACAUGCUCUGUACGGUAGACUACACUUCACAUGUAACUCUUUUCCUCAGCGACCGGUUUCAGAUACCACCCGUCGAGAACAAGGGAUGGACUUAUCCAUUGUGUUAGACGAGCUCUGUUGUCGGGCAUCCGGAUUCAGCAUCAAUCUCAACGGUCGAGUCCGUCGUACCUCGGGAAGGAGUGCUCUGCGCGGUGGUACCGCCGGCGUACACCACGGUACUUUGACCCCGGAUGGCACCGAAGUGGCAAUCAAAACCUUCCAUUGCACGCACUCGGGGGAUGCAGAUGCAUUCAAGCGUAUCUUUCGAGAGGUACAUAUAUGGUCGAAGCUACGUCAUGAAAAUGUCGUUCGCAUGCUCGGGAUCUCUACCGAAUUCGAUUCCACAGUUUCCAUAAUAUCUGAAUGGAUGUCAUUGGGAAACGCGCACAACUAUGUCCAAAGCAUAGAAAAUGAUCCGCGGUCGUUGCUCGAAGACAUUGCUAGCGGACUAUGCUAUCUCCAUAACUACGUUAGUCCACCGGAUCCGAUAGUCCACGGAGAUCUGAAGGGUGUAAAUGUGCUGGUGUCCAGUGAUCGCCGCGCGCUACUGAGUGACUUCGGUCUUUCCACUGUAAAUAUAUCCACCUUCAGCAUGACUGUCGAUGCUCUCCGCGGCGGGGGCUCAUUGCAUUGGAUGGCCCCAGAGCUUCUAGAUGACUACCCUCCAUCAAAAGAAAGCGACGCGUGGGCCUUGGGGAUGACGAUUUUGGAGUUGUUCACUCGAUCAAUACCUUUCCGUGACUGUCGAAAUAUGGGAAGUGUCACACGUAGGAUAACAGAGGGGAAACCGCCAACUCGCCCUGUUGGGGAGUCGACACAAUUCCGUCUAUCGGAUGCGUGGUGGGAAAUUUGCACGACAUGCUGGAGACGUGAUCCUUCAUCACGGCCCACAAUAGAGGAUAUCAUAGAAAAGAUCAAGGCAGCCAUCCACCAAGCUGGACCUACUGCAAUGCCACCCGAAGCGGCUGCCUCUGGACAUCCAACCUCGAAAGAGCCAGAAAGUUACCAGAUACCACGAGAGACACUGGUCGAUGAGGUCGUUAGGCGGGAUGCUACGACAGAUCAAGCGUUGGAAGGCAGUACAGCUAUGGAAACGGUUAUGUACGACCGGGCUUCUGAUACUGCGGUCCCUGGAACCUACAGGCCCGGAACGCGAAGGACUAGCAAGAAGAGUAUUAUCAAAGGUCUACGAUUUCUGCACGUACGGGGCAAAGCACCCGUCAAGCUCGGCUUCGUACCCCAAACACAGCCUGGCGUUUUGGCUCCGAAUGUACCUGGAAACCCUGCGGCUUCACAAUCAACCACUGAGCAACCAAUCGCCACUCAUUCCACAUCGGUUCAGGAUGCAGUUCGAAGUGCAGGUACACGUGUAGCCGCUGACAUACCUGCACCUGCCAACACACUUUCACCUCCCAACGCACUUGCACCUCCCAAUCGCAAAGAUUUACGACCGACCACUGAUGAUCUCAUUCAGCAGUGUCCUCGUUUCCGAGUCUUAUUAGUUGGAAAGUCAGGCGUUGGAAAAUCUACUUUGAUAAAUCGAAUCUUUGGCGUGGAUUGUGCCAAUGUAGCAAAGGAUAGACCAGGGAAUGCAGAAAUUGAACAGGAAUUCACUUCGCCAGAGAACAACUGGCUCAUUUUGCAUGAUAGCAGAAGUUUUGAGGCGGGCGACGCUGGUAACUAUGAAGUCGUGAAGUCAUUCAUAGUAGAGAGGAAGAGAGAACCCGGGAUCAAAGAUCAGCUUCACGCGGUCUGGUUGUGUUUGCAAAUACCCAUUCCGACGCACGGUGAACCACUUUUGGAGGGCGCUGCAGAAGCGUUUUUAGAAAUAAGGAAGGAAGUCCUAGGGAAUACGCCGACGAUAGUCGUAUUCACGAAAUAUGACCGGCUCGUGAGUUUCAUGCGGCAGAGAAUGCCAGGCGAUCCUGAAGCAGGGCAACGAUAUCUGCAAGAGGAAUGCGUCCAGAAAAUCGAAGACUUUACUAGAGAGAAUAUUGCACAUGUUGUAGUCAGCUCGAAGCCCAGGUAUGAGCAGGGGCUUGAGGAGCUGAUAAGCCUUACUCAGGACAUGAUAUCUAUGAGUUUCACCUCCCCGGAGAACCAAGUAUCGCCAGUGCCUCUGGCAGCUGCAGGAGCACAACGAAUGUUGCCUAUAUGA
Molecule: messenger RNA, 2232 nt
Organism: Pisolithus orientalis
Lineage: Eukaryota; Fungi; Basidiomycota; Agaricomycetes; Boletales; Pisolithaceae
Product: kinase-like domain-containing protein
Exons: 17
Coding region: 121-2232 (703 amino acids)
Biological process (GO): protein phosphorylation; signal transduction
Cellular component (GO): cytoplasm
Molecular function (GO): GTP binding; ATP binding; protein kinase activity
Source: RefSeq, a predicted model, not a curated record